AUGUUUGAUUUAGGCUCUAGGCCCCCCAUUCUCAAGUCAAGACUCCAAGAACUAGCUUUAAAUGCCACGAUCUGUCUUGCUCAAUUUUUGUCCCAGGGCUCUGUGGCCAUGUCCUUGAGUACGAUGAAUGCCAUUCUAAAGUCCUUUUCUGAAUUGAGAGGAGAGGAAGUGCCUCAAUCGCAGCUGGUGUGGUUUAUGGGAGCAUUUGCAUUAACUUUGGGAACGUUUAUUUUGAUUUCAGGUCGUCUCGGAGAUCUUUUUGGACUAAAAAAAAUAUUUGUCCUUGGCUGGUUCUGGGCCACUUUUUGGUGCCUUAUAACUGGCAUCUCAUAUUACUCGCAUCUGUCUGACUUUUUCAUUGUUUGUCGAGCUUUUCAGGGUAUCGGCUUCGCGUUGAUCAUACCAUGUGGUAUGGGAAUUCUUGGUUCCGUCUACCCAAACGGUAAACGAAAAAAUCUUGCUUUUGGUUGUGUCGGAGCUGCAGCUCCAGUAGGUGCCACCAUUGGCUGCCUCAUGGCAGGUGUGGUAGCGCAAACGUGGUGGUGGCCGUGGGCGUUCUGGCUUCUCAGUAUUACGUGUUUCAUUCUCGGCUGUUUGGCACUUUAUGCCAUUCCGACUGGGUUUGAGCAUAAACAGUCUACAUUUAAAGAGGCUUACGACAAGUUUGACCUUGUGGGCGCCUUAUUGGGAGUUGCUGGCCUCAUUUUGUUCAGCUUUGUAUGGAACCAGGGUCCUUUGGAUGGAUGGCUGUCGGCUUACAUCAUCGUUCUUUUGGUUGUGAGCGUAUUGAUCAUUGUAUCGUUUUUUCUUUAUGAACUUCAUAAGGCCAAGUUCCCACUCUUGCCUCGUGGUAUUUUCACCUUUCGAGUCGGUCUCAUUCUUUCGUGCAUGAGUCUCGGCUGGGGCCUGUUCGGUGUAUGGCAGUACUACUAUUGGAGCCUCAUGUUGAACCUUAGAGGGUACACGCCCAUCAAGACAGCGUUGACCUAUAUACCGCUUUUAAUUAUUGGUAUGCUCGCAGCUCUAAUUGUGGGCUUCUUUAUUAACAAAAAGAGAGCACCAUACAUCAUCGCCUUCGCUAUGGUCGGGUUCUUAUGUGGAGACAUAUUUCUCAGCAUUCUACCGGUCGACCAAAGCUUCUGGCGUCUUUCUUUUGGCCAAAUGUUUUUGCUCACAUGGGGCAUGGACUUUUCGUUUCCAGCUGCAUCGUUGAUCUUGUCUGACUUCUUGCCUACACAGCACCAGGGCAUGGCAGGGUCGUUGGUGAACACGGUUGUCAACUACUCUGUGUCUUUAUUUUUGGCCAUUGCCAGCACAGUGGAAACUGAAGUUUACAAAGAAACUAAUGAUACUUUGCAGAGUUACCGAGCAGCUGCGUACUUUGGUGUUGGUAUUGCCGGUUUGGCGGUGGUGAUCUCCGUAAUCUUCAUUUUCACCGAGCAUGGAAAAGACGACCUACCGGAGUAUCAAAGCGACGUCGAAAAGGUAUCUACGAGUAACGAAUCUAGCUUAUAG
Candidozyma auris is the source of this 1515-nucleotide messenger RNA. RefSeq lists its product as uncharacterized. NCBI's taxonomy places the organism in Eukaryota, Fungi, Ascomycota, Pichiomycetes, Serinales, Metschnikowiaceae. Gene Ontology annotation, biological process: transmembrane transport. Gene Ontology annotation, cellular component: membrane. Gene Ontology annotation, molecular function: transmembrane transporter activity. The record is from RefSeq and is a predicted model, not a curated record. The transcript has a single exon. The coding region runs from base 1 to 1515 and encodes 504 amino acids.